Pectinophora gossypiella (pink bollworm) is the source of this 1057-nucleotide messenger RNA. It is a transcript of the gene Dtwd2, whose product is annotated as tRNA-uridine aminocarboxypropyltransferase 2. NCBI's taxonomy places the organism in Eukaryota, Metazoa, Arthropoda, Insecta, Lepidoptera, Gelechiidae. The transcript is spliced from 3 exons. The coding region runs from base 259 to 1014 and encodes 251 amino acids. The record is from RefSeq and is a predicted model, not a curated record.
AUCUUGUCAUCCCACUUCUCGUUACUUUUUUCACAGAAUUCACUGCCAGCCAAGAUCAUGAUAAAAUUAAGAUUUUUAAGUUAACAGUUUAUAAAACAUAACUUUAUUAUGCAAGUUUAACGGAAUUAAGAAUAUGUAAUGUUUUAACGUUAACUAUAUUUACAAUUAUUGUGCAGUAAGAAAAACGAGUUAUUUAGAAGAUAUAGGACAGGGAGCAGUGUAAAUAAAGUUGGAAAUUAACAUUACUUAUUGAAUACCAUGAGUGAAUUGGAGGCUUGGGAAGAUUUGUCUAACAUACCAGCAGAUCCUCCAGUCAUGCGCGAUCUUUGUGCAGCAUGCGAGAGACCAUCAGUAGUGUGUUGGUGUUCAGCCCUGCCCGCAGAGAGGUUGACCCCCCAAAGCAAUGUCAUCCUCCUGCAACAUCCAGCUGAAGAGAAAAGAUGUCUACGCACUGCUCCUAUGUUACAACUAGGACUAGCUGAAAACAAGUGCCUUAUUUUUAAAGGAAAGAAAUUCCCACUGCCUAAACAUGAAAACUUAGAAAAUAUUUUACUGCAGCCCAAUACAGUACUACUUUAUCCUAGCAAAACUGCUGUAGACAUUAGAGAUUUAGAAAAUAAGGACGAAUCUUAUAAUCUUGUACUAAUUGAUGGUACAUGGCCUCAAGCUAAAGCAAUAUAUGCAUCUAGCCCUAUAUUACAUAAGAUAAAACAAGUGAAACUGUUAACAAGUACAAGUAGCAGUUAUAUCAUAAGGACGCAACCCACAGAAGGCUGUUUAAGUACACUAGAAACUGCUGCAGAAGCCCUUUCACAACUGGAAAAUAAUCCCCUAUACAAGGAACAAUUAGUUCAACCCUUGCACAUGUUGUGCAAAUAUCAGUUAGAGAAUGGUGCAGUAACACACCAAUCAAAAGAAUUCCUUAUAAAAACAAAAACUUACCCUAAAUUAAUUGGUAAAAGAUUAUCAAAGCUGUUAAAGUCUACAAACGAAUGUGUUCUGAAUCAAAGUUAAAUAUUGCAAUAUUAUAAUUAUUAUAAUAAAUAUUUACACGUUA